This is a messenger RNA of Symbiodinium natans, 1065 nucleotides long. Lineage: Eukaryota; Dinophyceae; Suessiales; Symbiodiniaceae. The record is from the annotation of a GenBank genome assembly.
AUGGAGCAAGCUUUCGUGCAGAUUCCCUUUGGGAGUCGCAGGAUAAGUGCAGUGGGCGCAACAGGCUCACCAGGCUCAGCGCCUAGACAAGAAGUAUGCAAGGCAUGCAGAGUUUCCGCAUGGUGGUUGCCGGUUGCGCUCGGAUCGUGUGGCUUCGGCGGCUACAAGUCCAGGGUCGGGAGAGUGCCAUUGAAGUGUUUGAGGGCACUUUCCACAAGAGAUCCUGUUAAGAGGGGCGAAAUACUUCCUGCACAGCCGGUGCCGGAGGGGAUCGUUGCACCACCUUAUGUCGCCGAUCCAGAUCAAGUCCGUGGCUGGUGGAACUCACGAAUCGAACGCAAGACCGAUCGUGAUGUUGAGGCAAUGAAGUCUGCUGGACAGCUGGCACAUGCUGCCUUGGAUCUUGCAGCAGAUCUAAUUCGUCCCGGCAUAACGACUGAGCAGAUGGACAAGGAGAUACACACCUUUAUUUGUGAUCAUGGAGCCUACCCCAGCGAUCUCCAGUAUAAGGGCUUUCCGAAGAGUGUCAUGAUCAGCAUCAACGAGGUGAUCUGCCAUGGUAUUCCAGAUUGCCGCGAGCUGGAGGAUGGCGAUUUGGUGAAUGUAGAUGUCACGCUGUACCGGCAUGGUUUCCAUGCAGAUACUGCACGUACUUGGAUGUGUGGUCAAGCAGAUGCAGCAGGCGAGCGUCUUGUUGCAGCAACCCGCGAGGCCUUGGAUGCUGCUGUCGCUGUUUGCGGUCCCGGAGCCCCUUUGAAAGCCAUCGGUGAUGCAGUAGCAGACAUUGCUGAGCGCGAAAGCUUCGGCAUUGUGAAGACCCUCGUCGGACAUGGAAUCGGAGAGUUCUUUCACGGAGUUCCACAGAUCUUUCACUGCCGCAACAGCGACAACCGAAAGAUGCAGGAAGGCACAACCUUCACCAUCGAGCCAGUUCUGACCGAAGGCUCUCCGGAGUGGUUCACGUGGGAAGAUGGAUGGACGGUUGCGACAUCCGAUGGAGGUCGAGCGGCCCAGUUUGAGCACACAGUGCUGAUCACAGCCAAAGGCUGCGAGGUUCUGACUUGA